Messenger RNA from Aspergillus sclerotioniger CBS 115572, 1400 nucleotides. Its product is annotated as nitronate monooxygenase. The transcript has a single exon. NCBI's taxonomy places the organism in Eukaryota, Fungi, Ascomycota, Eurotiomycetes, Eurotiales, Aspergillaceae. Gene Ontology annotation, molecular function: nitronate monooxygenase activity. The record is from RefSeq and is a predicted model, not a curated record. Bases 112 to 1188 code for a protein of 358 amino acids.
CCGCAAUACCCGUUCCGACCUGACGUAACCCGCUUCCCCGCCCCCAGUAUCCUACAUCCUACCUACCCUUUUCCUCUUCUAUCAUUAUUCCCCAAAGACCAACUUAGCAAUAUGUCUCGAGCCCUCCAUCUCACAUCAGCUCUAUCACGCGCCUACCCAUGGGUAACCGCCCCCUUCAUCGUGAGCGCUCCCAUGCGCGUCAUGUCCGGCCCGGCUCUAGCAGUGGCUGUUUCCCGCGCCGGCGGCCUCGGCUUCCUCGGUCCCAAUAUCAAGACCCAGAAUACGGCUGCUGAUUUGGCAGAGGCAACGUCCCUAGUGGAAACGCUGCGUGCGUCUUCAUCUGCUAUCUUGCCGAGGACGGCAUAUCUUCCCAUCGGAGUGGGGUUUCAGCUCUGGAGCGAUGAGUUAGACACCGCUGUGGAAGCCGUUGAAAAGUUCAAACCAUGUGCUGUUUGGCUUUUCGCUCCGGCUGGGGGUCAAAAGGAUCUAGAUACCUGGUCUCGUCGGAUCCGUACUGUUUCACCGGGGACGCAGAUCUGGGUUCAGAUUGGGACUUUGGCUGAAGCGAGGGGUCUUCUUACUGGGACGGAGAAGCCAGAUGCGGUGGUGGUGCAAGGUGCCGAGGCGGGGGGUCACGGACGGGCGAAAGAUGGAUUGGGUCUGAUUGCUCUGCUCCCCGAAGUGGCCGAUGUAUUGGCGGGGAGUCAGAUUCCUGUUUUCGCGGCGGGAGGGAUUGCAGAUGGACGGGGGGCUGCGGCGGGGUUGUGUCUUGGGGCGGAGGGAGUGGUAAUGGGGACGAGGUUUCUGGCUGCGUCGGAAGCGAGGAUUAGUCAGGGGUAUCAGGGGGAGGUGGUGAGGGCGAGUGAUGGGGCGGUUUCGACGACGAGGACACUCUUAUAUAAUCAUAUGCGGGGGACGUUUGGGUGGCCGGAGGAGUAUAGUCCUAGGACGAUUGUUAAUCGAUCGUUUGUGGAGUAUCAGGCGGGAAGGCCGUUUGAGGAGUUGAAGGGGCUUCAUGAUGAGGCGCUGAAGGCGGGGGAUGAGGGUUGGGGACCGGAGGGACGGUUGGCGACGUAUGCAGGGGCGGCGAUUGGGUUGAUUCAUGAGGUGAAGGAUGCUGGGAUGAUUGUUCGGGAUGUUCGGGAGCAGGUGUUGGAGAGGUUUGGUGUUGGGGGGGAGAAGUUGUAGAUUUGUGGUUUGUUGGUUUGAUAUUGUGGAUGAUUGAAUAAUACUGGUUAAGCUGUUAUCUUCUUAGACUUGAUUAUUACAUCGAAUGUUGAAGGGAUGUGGUGGAGAGUUCAUCAAUCGCCUCUAGGCAUAGCUUUUGCGGGCGGAUUCGACAUGACUUUACACCAUAUCAGGCGCCCUCUCCCAUCUAAGAUCUAAGCCUACUCCUCAAC